Mercenaria mercenaria is the source of this 1980-nucleotide messenger RNA. RefSeq lists its product as uncharacterized. The coding region runs from base 63 to 677 and encodes 204 amino acids. The record is from RefSeq and is a predicted model, not a curated record. The transcript has a single exon. NCBI's taxonomy places the organism in Eukaryota, Metazoa, Mollusca, Bivalvia, Venerida, Veneridae.
AAACAAGGUAUACUGUGUCGUUUGAAGACAAACUUUGUCACAAAGUACAGAAAUCAUUGUGAAUGGCUGACAACCGCCUUUGUGUUGCAGUAAUAGGACAUAGUUUCAUUCGACGACUAAAUAUAGAAUUUACUCGUCUAAAUUUUGCAAGAAACUACGACUUGAAAGAGUGUUCGGUGUUCCACAGGGGUCUAGGUGGACUCAAAGCAUGCGAUUCACAUAAUAGUUACCAAGAUGCGGCAACAUUAUUCAAGGAUCGGUUUAGGGAAUAUCUCCUGGACAUUGAACCAACAAUCGUCAUCCUGCAGCUAGGGGAGAACGAUCUGGACUCUCCGGCGGAGCCCCUUAUUAUAGCCAAUGCGCUGGAGGAAAUCAGUCUAAUGCUGGUCAAAGAUUUUGGAGUAAAGUCUGUGUUUAUUGGUGAACUUUUUACUAGGAGGAACCCAAACAACGUGUCGGUAGAAUUAUAUCAUGAAAAACGACUUUUGGCUAAUCGCAUUCUCCGCACACUAGUUGAUUCGCAUGAUGCAGUUCGUUUCUGGACUCACAAGAGGAUAUUCCAGGCGCAAACACCAAUUUUUGCUGCUGACGGGGUCCACCUCAGCCCAUUUGGACAACGACGCUUUUACAGGUCCUUACGACAUGCAAUCAUGACUGCGAUAAGAAGCUCCUACUAAACGAUCGUAGGGGAGUAUUUUUUAAACUAACUCGUUAACAUACAUUUUAAGUAAUAUAUGCAAUCUACUUUAAACAAAAUUUCCUAUUUAAGUUAAAUAUCAAUGUGGCUACUUAGUUAUUAUGCUUUUUGGUUAAAAUGGCCUAUCAUGAUAUUUAAACAUUUAUAUUUAGUGAUUUUUACCCUGGACUACAGAGGUUACUUCUGAUAAUAAGUUUAAAAAAAAAAAAAAAAAAAAGUGUACCCCAAAGUAGUAAUCAACAAGCUACUGUUUGGGUAUCCGACAAAGAUAUAUAUAUAUAUUUUUUUUAAGCCAUUGUAUUGUUUAGCCUCUAUUAUGACUAUCACUUUGCACAAGAUUUCAUCCAAAAACGCACGUGCAAUGAUAUAAUGUUUAUGUGAGGGGCAACUACAAUACAGAUAUAACCUUCUGCAAGUCAUAGACUUACUACGGUGCAUUUUGCAUCCAUGUUUCCUGUGAGCUGUACACUUAAGUGCAGUGAUGUCUGCUUUUGUAUUUUCUGCGACCAUUAUAUUGAGCGCAUUGGCUUUUUGCCUUUAUAUUUUUCUGCGAGUCAUUGGACUUGAGCGCAGUGGCAUUUUGCUAUUAUCUUUUUCUGCGAGUCAUAGACUUUAGCGCAGUAACAUCUUGUAUUUAUAAAUUUUUCUGCGAGUCAUUGAUUGGCUUAAGCGCAGUGGCAAUUUUACAUUUAUAAUUUUUCUGCGAGUCAUAGACUUAAACACUGUGGUGUCUUUCAUAGCACUUAUGCUUAUUAUGAUUUUAAAUAGCCUUAAGUUUACCCACAAUGGGGAUCUUUAGAAAGACCCAUUGUUAUUAUUUGGCCAUAUAAAAGGUUUGUUAUGCUACAUUCGAUUGAUGUGGGUAUACUUAUCUACAUAUAUUUUGUGACACAGUAUAAAAUGCUGUUUGAUUUUCACAGCAUGUGAAUUUCAUUUCACAGCAUAUGAUGUAUACAAUUUUACACAUUUAAACCAUUGCAUGUAUUUACGGAAUUCAUUCGGAUAAAUGAUAUCAAAAAAAAAAAAAAAAAAAUCGUUAGGGGAAGUAACUCCAAUAUGGAAAAUUUAAAAAUCGAUACCAGUUGUCCCCCUUUCCAUUACUUACCAAAAAAAAAAAAAAAAAAAAAAAAUGUUACAUAAUGCCAUCUUAUAACAUAAAUUUAUUUCUUUUCUUAUAAGGGUUAAUUAUGAGUAUGUAUAUUUUAGUCUGAUAAUUAUAACAUUUCAUGUAUAGUGAACUUACAGCUUUUUUAUGCAUUUAUAUAAAUGUAUUUAGAUAUACA